AUGACCGGUAUCACAGAACAAACCGCUAUACUAGCCAAAUACUUUGAUUUGAACCAAAAUGGCAAGGUGAUGGCUGAGUACGUCUGGAUUGACGCUGAGGGUAACACAAGAUCAAAGUGUAAGACCCUCAGUAAAAAGCCUUCCGCUGUUGACGAUUUGCCCGAAUGGAACUUUGACGGUUCCUCUACUGGUCAGGCCCCAGGCCACGACUCUGACGUGUACCUUCGUCCAGUUGCCUUCUACCCUGAUCCUUUCAGAAAGGGUGACAACGUGAUUGUGUUGUGUGAAUGUUGGAACAACGAUGGUACGCCUAACAAGUUCAACCACAGACACGAAUGCGCCAAGUUGAUGUCUGCGCACGCUGACGAACAGGUGUGGUUUGGUCUUGAACAAGAAUACACUCUCUUCGACCAGUACGACAAUGUCUACGCCUGGCCAAAGGGUGGCUUCCCUGCUCCUCAGGGUCCUUACUACUGUGGUGUCGGUACUGGUAAGGUUUACGCUAGAGACGUUGUUGAAGCUCACUACAGAGCAUGCUUACAUGCUGGUAUCAACAUCUCUGGUAUCAACGCCGAGGUGAUGCCUUCCCAAUGGGAGUUCCAGGUUGGUCCUUGCUCAGGUAUUGAGAUGGGUGACCAGUUGUGGAUGGCGCGUUUCCUUUUACAAAGAGUCGCCGAGGAGUUCGGCGUGAAGAUCUCCUUCCACCCUAAGCCAUUGAAGGGCGAAUGGAAUGGUGCUGGUUGCCACACCAACGUCUCGACCAAGAGCAUGAGGGAAGCCGGAGGCAUGAAGUACAUUGAGGAUGCCCUCGCAAAGUUGGCCAAGAGACACAAGGAACACUUGGUGCUUUAUGGUGCCGACAACGAGCAGAGAUUGACUGGUCGUCACGAGACUGCCUCCAUGGAGGCCUUCUCUUCGGGUGUUGCUAACAGAGGCGCCUCUGUGAGAAUUCCAAGAGCUGUGGCCAAGGAGGGCUACGGCUACUUUGAAGACAGAAGACCCGCCUCCAACAUUGACCCAUACUUGGUCACCGGUAUUAUGGUGGAGACCAUCUGUGGUGCUAUCCCUGACGCUGACAUGUACAAGGAGUACGCUAGAGAGUCGGAGUAA
Messenger RNA from Candidozyma auris, 1110 nucleotides. It is a transcript of the gene GLN1, whose product is annotated as glutamate--ammonia ligase. The record is from RefSeq and is a predicted model, not a curated record. Gene Ontology annotation, molecular function: glutamine synthetase activity. The transcript has a single exon. Bases 1 to 1110 code for a protein of 369 amino acids. Lineage: Eukaryota; Fungi; Ascomycota; Pichiomycetes; Serinales; Metschnikowiaceae. Gene Ontology annotation, cellular component: cytoplasm.